AUGACAGCAUUGGCAGCGCAGAUGGAAGCAAUAACAAAGAAGCUUGAUACUUUAACUCAAUCUGUGCUCAUGGUACAACAUCCAGCUCUGGUAUGCGCAGGUUGUGGGGCAGAUCACAUCACUUCAAGCUACCCUUUGGCUUCUACUCACAAGGGUCAAUCAGCGGAGCAUCCCAACUAUUCGUGGGUGGAUAAUCCAGAUCAAGUAAAUCAGAUGAAGGACAAUCCACCAGUAAUUCAGCAACAGCAAGAAAAUCAGGUGGGACAGAUAACAGCUGCAUUAGCCAACAGACCACUAGGUACCUUGCCGAAUGACACAGAGAAGAACCCAAGGGAGCAGGUAUUAGCAGUUGAGGCGGUAAAUUAUGCAACUAUUGAGCUCCCAUCUACCUCAUCCACCACCCCCGUCAAAGCUUAUGUGCCACCCAUUCCAUUUCAUCAAAGACUUCAACGCCAGCCAACAACAGAGCAGGUUCAGGCCAUCACUACUAGGAGUGAAGCAAUAGAAAAGGACCAACAGAUAGUUUCAGACAAUCCACAGCUUAAGGCAACUGUUCCUGGCACUUCACUGACACCUCUGGUCCCUUUUCCUCAAACGUUACAGAAGACCAAAUUGGAGAAGCAAGCUAUAAAAUUCCUGGAAAUCCUCAAAAAGUUGCAUGUCAACAUCCCAUUCAUUGACGCUAUCCUUCAAAUCCCAAACUAUUCUAAGUUUUUGAAGGAGAUGCUGACUAAAAAGAGGAAGAUGCCCGAGCAUGAAACAAUAACACUAUCUGAAGAGUGCAGCGCGAUCAUCCAACACAGGAUCCCUCCCAAACUUAAAGAUCCAGGGGAUUUCGCUCUACCUUGCUCUAUAGGAAACUUACAAGGUAUUAAUUGUUUAAUUGAUUCAGGAGCAAGUAUUAACUUAAUUCCUUUGCCUCUUUAUAGGAAAUUGGGAUUAGGAGAUUCCAAGGCGGCUUCUAUCAUCCUUCAACUAGCGGACCGAAUAUUGAAACAUCCCUAUGGAAUAGUCGAGGACAUGCUCAUCAAGACGGGAGAAUUUAUUUUUCCAGCUGACUUUAUCAUUCUAGAUAUAGAAGAGGCAUCCCAAAUUUCAAUAAUACUAGGAAGGCCAUUCCUGUCAACAAGUCGGGCAUUACUUGAUUUUGAUACAAACGAGAUAGUCCUGAGGGUAGAGGAUAAGCAACAAAGCUUCACCAUAGAGAAUCCAAUCAAGCAACCAUCAUAUUUUGAGGAUUGCCAACGAGUUGAUCACUGGGAGAGUUACAAAGGCCAGCUAGAUGUAGGUGGAAUUGUUAGUAGGGAUAACAAUGGAAACUUGAUCAUGUGGCGGAUGAAAGAUGAAAGAAAGAAGUGCAACCAAUGUUUAAAAUGCAGGGCUGAAAAUUCUCUUUUCAAGCCACCAUGA
Messenger RNA from Olea europaea var. sylvestris, 1410 nucleotides. RefSeq lists its product as uncharacterized. Bases 1 to 1410 code for a protein of 469 amino acids. NCBI's taxonomy places the organism in Eukaryota, Viridiplantae, Streptophyta, Magnoliopsida, Lamiales, Oleaceae. The transcript has 4 exons. Gene Ontology annotation, biological process: proteolysis. The record is from RefSeq and is a predicted model, not a curated record. Gene Ontology annotation, molecular function: aspartic-type endopeptidase activity.